Molecule: messenger RNA, 1396 nt
Organism: Sebastes umbrosus (honeycomb rockfish)
Lineage: Eukaryota; Metazoa; Chordata; Actinopteri; Perciformes; Sebastidae
Product: transcription factor HES-2-like
Exons: 3
Coding region: 196-843 (215 amino acids)
Biological process (GO): anterior/posterior pattern specification; regulation of neurogenesis; regulation of transcription by RNA polymerase II
Cellular component (GO): nucleus
Molecular function (GO): protein dimerization activity; DNA-binding transcription factor activity, RNA polymerase II-specific; RNA polymerase II cis-regulatory region sequence-specific DNA binding
Source: RefSeq, a predicted model, not a curated record
UCCUCUCAGCUCCCAGAGGCAUCACCCCCCCCUCCUCUGUGCCAAACCCCCCCAGACACCAUGGCUUGUGUUCCUCCCCUCUGACGCGCUGGACCCUCAUAAAUAGGAGGCUGUCCAGCUCUUUGGCACACUUCAGCUCAGCCUCUCCAAGAGCAAACAUCUCCCCUCAAAAAGCAACAAGCAGCAAACUGAAAAAUGAGUCCCAGCAUCACAGCUGAGGCCAGCCAGCCUCCUCCUGCAGCAGCCAGGUCCACCGUGGCCCAGAGAAAACAAGCCAACGAACUGAGAAAGACUCUUAAACCCUUGCUGGAGAAGAAAAGACGUGCUCGUAUCAACGACAGUCUCAGUCAUCUGAAAAGCCUGAUUCUUCCUCUGGUUGGCAAAGACAACGCGCGCUACUCCAAGCUGGAGAAAGCUGAUAUUCUGGAGAUGACCGUCCGUUUCCUCAGAGACCUUCCUUCCACUCCACUCAAAGACUCUACAGACAGUUACAGAGAAGGCUACAGAGCCUGCCUGCAGCGCGUCUCCACUCUGCUCCCCAAAACCAGCCUGGAUCAGGACGCGUGUCAGCGGGUCAACGACUUCGUCCAGCAGUCCACGUCCUCCACCGUCACCAAGACCUGCAUGAACUGCUGUGCACAGAGCUCCAGGACUUUCCCUCAGAUGCAGCAGAGACUCCUGAGCCUCAAAUCCAGCUUCAGCUCCAGACUGGAGAGCCAGUCCUGCAGCAGCAGCAGCAGCAGCAGUAGUAGUAGUAGUGGAGGUGAUGGAGGCGCAGUGGCUCCCAGCAGAGCGCAGUCUGGUCUGCAGCCUGUCAGCGCUGCCAUGUGGAGACCUUGGUAGACUACAUGGACAUUUAUCCUCAUGCAUGUUAUUUAUUUUGUGAUGUUAUUUAUACUACUUGUAUUAGUCUUAGCGAUGAAGAAUUGUUGGAGUUUGCUGUACAAUGAUUUAAUUCAGCAUUUGGCUGCUCAUGUUGCGUUCAAUGCCAUGAGAGCACAGAUCUUAAAGAAGUCUUAUGAGCUUUUUAAAUCGCAAUCCUCUUUGGGGUUUCAAAGAUCCGGGUUGUAGACAACACUUUUGUAAAACCCCAAGGGUUAUUUUGUUUGAGGUUUGCACGAUGGACUUAAAAGUAUUUUGGUCUGUGCAAAAGAAUAGUCUGUAAAACACUGUGUGUUAAAUAGGAUGAUGUAUUAUUCACUGAUGUUAUGUAUGAAAAAAAAAACAUGUUUUGUGACACAAGUUUUUCAAUAAAUGUACAUUUCUGGAAUAUUGUUGUGCUGUUUGAUCUUUGAUUUUAUGGUAUUAAAGAUCUCAAAUGUAUCAUCAGAGUAAUCUCAGUUAUAUGAAUGGAAGGGAAAAGGCGCGCAAACGAAUAAAGCCACACGCACGCAGG